GCGGGCGAAUGGUGAUGGUGAUUGCACCGGAGCUCAUUUGUUGUCUCGCGCUAUUGUUGAACGACCCGGGCAUGAAUCUUACGAAUAGCAGCUUCAGCCACCACUACCAAGAUCCGUGGACCAUCUUCCUCGACGCUUUCCUCCACGACGCGAUCGCAACGCAGUCGAGCGCCGACCUGGCCGCGCUGGCGUUGACGUCCCGCGCGAUCGCCGCGCACCUUCGCGGGUCGCCGCGCUUUCGCCUUCUCCAGCUUCUGCACCUGCGCAACCGCAUGGCCAUCGUGGACGACCGCAAUUUGCGCUUCCUCGUACACACCGAGGUCAAGACGGCGUGCGGCAUCACGGGCAAAGGCUUUGGCGUCUACUUUUUCACGAGCGACCCGCAACGCAUCCGAACGCCGGCGCCCCUGUACCUCAAGGACCUCCACGCCGAGAUCUGGCGCCUCGCUAACCUCACGCAUGCGACUGCGUACGAGUCGACGUGUGCGAUUGGACGAAUUCACAACUGCGCGUGCGACGGCUACUACCAGCCGCGCCUCAAGGUCCGCCUGAGCGCUAUGACCAAGUGCAAAACGACGCUUGUCGAAAAGCACAGCGCGCACCCGCACGCCUAUGUCGUCUCCGCGACGGACGCCCCGCCGCGAUGGCUCCUCUCCAACGACAUGGCUUGGGACGACAUGCUCUCGUGCCACGAGUUUGGCCGCCGCGUCGCAGCCAAGCGCUGGUGGGACGACCGCCAUCCCGACGUCCGCCGCCUCGCGCCCAUCCUGCGCGACCGUUUCAUGACGUGGCGCGACGCCGACUGCCCAGUCGUGUUCCAAACCAACGGGUGCUCCUUCAACCUGUCGCCCUUCCACGCCGAGUACACGACCGAGAUUUUUCUCGCUCAGCACGCAAAGGGCCAAGCGAUCGACCUCGACGACGACGACGACACUGAGAGCGACAUAUCUUCGGACGACGACGGCGAUGCACCCGUGCACUAGCCUUAUUUGGUCUAUCUGCUUGUCCAAGACUUAUUUAAACGCAACGUGUUUGUAGCUGGUAUUGUUUGAUAUCUACUAUUUAUUUCCA
Molecule: messenger RNA, 1071 nt
Organism: Saprolegnia diclina VS20
Lineage: Eukaryota; Oomycota; Saprolegniomycetes; Saprolegniales; Saprolegniaceae
Exons: 1
Coding region: 9-983 (324 amino acids)
Source: RefSeq, a predicted model, not a curated record